AUGGUGGAUAUAGAUAAAGAACCUAUAUCAAACGAAAAUAAUAUUAAAUAUUUAAAAGUGUAUUCUAAUAUAUUAUUUAAAUAUACAGAAGCACAAGAGAAGAAAAAAGAAUACAUUGAUGUAGCUUUAUUGGGAGAUAAUAUAAAAGAGGAAAAGAGAUUUUUUAAAUUAAUAAAUAUUGAUAUUAUAUUAAUAAUUUUAUGGUUUUUUGUACUUUACAGUUUUUCAUAUAAUAUAGUAGAAGUACGAAAUUUCCAAAAUGAUUUAUCUAAUAAUAUAAAUGAGUCUACAUUUUAUUCUGAAACUUUUUAUAAAUCAUUGAGUGAUAAUAUAAAAAAAAUUAAUAAUGAUUAUUCAUAUGAAUCUAGAAAAAAGGAUUAUACAACAUUUAAAAAUAUAAAUAAUAAAUUUGAAUUAGCUUCAUGGAUAAAAAAUGAAUUUGUUAAAAAUGUAUCUUAUGAAAAAUAUUUCAAUAAUAAUAUUAUAUUUGGAAAUUGUUGGAGAAUAACUAUGAGAUUAUAUAAUAAUAAUAAUAAUAAUAAUAAUAGUAAUGAUUCAUUAAUAAAAAAAAUUUAUAAUAAAAAAAAAUUAUAUGAAAUAUAUUCAGAUACUAAUUUUUUAAAGGAAAUAGAAAAUAAACAAAAUAUUAGUUAUCCUUAUUUUGAUAAAAAAUGGAAUUAUAACUUUUCAUAUGAAAAAUCAUAUAAAAAGAUUGGAGGAUUAUAUCAAAUAAUAUGUGAAAAUGAUUAUAAUAAAAUUCAAGAAAUGUUAUCUCAAAAUAGUUUUUAUACAACAUCAUAUCCAUAUUUUAUACCAGCUGUUAUAUUAACAAAUUAUAAUAUAGCUACAGUUACAUUAGAUUAUUUAUUAUAUAAUCCUAUAUUAAAUCUUAUAUCAUAUAAUGCUUUAAAAUUUUCUUUCUUACCUAAUACUAAAACAUAUAAAGAAAUAGUUACAUUGUCAGCUUCAUGUAAUCAAAUCAAUUUGUAUUUCGUUGUUUCGUUUUUUGUAUUUCUUUGUAUAUUUAUUACGUAUAUAUUAAAAGAUGUGAGAACUUAUUUCCUGGUCGGUUUUAAUUUGUAUGUAAAAACGUAUAGUUGCAAAUUUAUGAUCAUAGUGUGUGUCUUAUUAAAUAUGUUAAGCCUAGGUAUUUAUGUUCUAUUUCAAUAUAAGGUACCCAAUUUAAAUGCUACAUAUGAAAAUGGGAAAUAUAAAAUAGAUUCCUUAUAUGCUAAUGCAAACUCAGAAAGUAUUGUAAAUAUGUUUUACGAUAUUGAACGAGUUAUAUUGUAUAUAGAAUGGACAAAAUACAUUUUUAUAUUUACAUGUUUCAUAACAUUUAUAUUUUCAUAUUAUUUAAUUAUAAAAAAUUAUGGUUUGUUAAUAAAAAAAUAUAAUAAUGUUGAGAAGAAUAUUAAAAAGGAUUUCUUAUAUCCUUGUUCUAUUUUAUUAAUCGUUGUUUUCAUAUAUUUAUGUAUAGUUUCAAUGUAUCGUUAUGAGGUCUUUAAUAUUUUUGAAAAUGAAAAUUGUAAUAUGCUUUAUGCUUAUAUUUUAAAUAUAUGUUUAGUUUUUGCAAACUUUCAAGGAUUUAAUAUAUCAUCAAUAAUAAAUGCAGAGGGAAAUAAUUUACCUUAUUUUUAUUUCAUCCCAACACUUUUUUUUAUAUUCACGAUUAUUUUUUCUUUUAUCUUUUUUUUGGCCAUAAAAUCAUAUAUUAAGAGAAAUAAGAAAAUGUACAAAUGGUAUAUGCGUCAUUUUAAAGAUAACAGACCUCUAAGUAAAGAUAAUAACACGGAAAAGGGAAUAAAAAUUCGAGCAUAUAAGAAAAGAAAGUCAAUUUACAACAAAAAUAAUGAGUAUAAUAAAAGUGAACGAACGGUAGAAACUAAUAUAUGUAAUGAUGAAAGAAGUCAAAACGAAAUAAAAAAAGAAAAAACAAAAGAAAAAAUAGAAAAAAAUGAAAAUGAAAAACAAGGUGAAACACAAAAAGAAAAUAUAAAAGAUGAAAAUAUAAAAGAUGAAUAUAUACAAGAUGAAUAUAUACAAGAUGAAUAUAUACAAGAUGAAUAUAUAAAAGAUGAAUAUAUAAAAGAUGAAGAUAUACAAGAUGAAGAUAUACAAGAUGAAGAUAUACAAGAUCAAAAUAUACACGAUCAAAAUAUACACGAUCAAAAUACGCACAAUAGAAAGGGUAACAAUAAAAACAUUUAUCAUAAUAAGAGUCAUCAUAAAAACAUACACAAUAAUAAUACCGUUGAAUACAAUUCCGAGGAAGAUGGCAAUAGCAAAUCCAAACUCAGCAAAGAUUUACCCCUAUCAGAUUUAAAGGAAGAUACAAUAAAAAAUAAUAACAGUAAUACUUCAAAAAAUUCAUAUGACAAUUCAGAAGAAAAUAAUAUAAGAAAUGUUGAAUAUAUGAACGAAGAUGGAAGCGAAUGUUACAAUUUUCCUUUAAAUAAUUCAAGUGAUUGUGAAAUAAAUGUAGACAAUAUAGAUAAAGAAUUAAAUUAUAAAGAUAUCAUAAAAUUAGGGAAAAAAUCGAAUACUAAUAAAGAGGUUUAUUCUUCCAAUAUGAUGGAGGAAAAUGAAGAAAAUAUUUUCCAAAUUGAAAAAUUUAUAAAUAUAUUUUUUAACUUGAGAAAUCGAUUUUUACCUUUUUCUUAUAAUGUAAAAAAAUAUAUUUUAAAGGAGUAUAAUAAAAAAACGAAGAAUAAAAAAAGUGAAAAAUUGAUUUGUUUUUUUUAUAUAUUUAUGGGUUUAUUAAUAUUUUGUAGUUUAUUCAUUAUAAAUAAUUUUAAGAAAAUAAGUGAAACAGAAAAUUUGUUAAAAUAUCAAAUUGAAAAUGUAAGUUACUUGAGUAGUGAUAAAUUAUUCACCAAUAUGAAAUUUUAUCACGAAAAUAAAAGUUUAAAUGUUAGUAUUAAUAAUGAAUAUUUAAAUUUCCAUAAAAUAAAAAACAAAAAUGAUAUUAUAGAAUGGAUAAAAAAUUGUUUUCCUGUAUAUUUGGAAAAUGGUACAGAUUUAUUUGGUAACAAUGCUAUAUAUCAUAAUUCAUAUAAAUGGAUAGAAAUAUAUGACUUAUUAUAUGGUAAAAUAUAUAUACGUAUGACAUCAAGAGAAGAAAUAAAUAUAAGUGAUAAUCUGAAUAAUAACAAUAAUAAUAAUAAUAAUAAUAAUAAUAUAAUAUGUAAUAAUAGACAAGAUAAAUGUUAUGCAUAUAUAAGAAAUGAAAAAAAUAUAUUGAAAAAUAAUUUAAAUGAUAUUUUAUCCCUUAUUGAUGAUUCUAUAAAAGAAUUAGAAAUAUCAUUUAUUUUAUCUGAUGUUGAUGAUCAUCAUAAUAUAUUAGUAAAAAUAAAUUUUCAUUUUACUUCUACUGGUUAUAUAUCAAAAUAUAUACAGUUUGAUCAUUUAUUUUUUAAUUCUUUUAAUAUAUAUCAGUUUAUUGGUGUAGUCGUAAAUUUUCUCUAUCUUAUUAUAUUAUUAUCUUUAUUAAUAGUUAUAUAUAAGUAUUAUUAUACAAAUUUUUUUUAUUUUUAUAACUUAUGCGUUAGUUCCUUGAAAGGUACUAUUCAUUCUAAUAAUAGUAAUAUGACACAUAUUAUGAAUACACAAAUGGAGAAUUUUAUGUACAGAAAUGAUAAUAAUAGAAGGAAUUUACAAAAUAUGGACAAUGCAAAUAAUUUCAAUGUAGUAAAUAUAAAUAAUAAUAAUAAUAAUGAUAAUAGUAAUAGUUAUAGUUAUGGUAAUAAUAUUAUGUUCGAUAAAUAUAAGGAUAAUAACAUGAAUAAUGAGGAGAUAAAUUAUUAUGGUCCUUAUUAUAAUGAAAAUAAUUUUACUUUAAACAAUAAUUAUAUUUCUAAUAUGAACUAUCAUCCUGAUAAUUUUUAUUCCAAUGCUAAUAUUAAUAAUAAAACAACAAAAUAUAAUUUAAGUUUGUUACUUCAUUUGAAAAUAUAUCUUACAUAUCUUUUUGAAUGUGAUAUUAUAAAAUUGUUUAUUUUUAUAUUACAUAUAUUAAUAGUCCUAUUUUGGCUAGCUUUGUGUAUAAAUAUAAAUAGAAUUUCUUAUUAUAAUGAAAUUUUAUUAGAUAGUUAUUUUGAUAUUCAUAUAAAUACCAUUUCCUUUUAUUCUAUUAUGAUUUAUAUUUUUUAUCUGUUUCUUUUUUUAACUAUUAUGAAUAUGUUUUUUUAUUUAUCCAAGUACGUUAAAAAUGAAGUUAUAUAUGAGGCUUUAUAUUAUAAUAGAUUGCAGAUAUUAAAAAGUGUCUUAUUAUUAUUAUUUGUAUGUUUUCAUUUUAUUAUUUUUCAUUAUUUCUUUUAUUACGGUAUAGAUAAUUAUCAAAAUCUAACAAUAUAUGAGCAUGUGAUAUAUUCAUUUUUAAUAUUAAUAGGUAUGGUAAAAAUGGAAAUAUAUUUAAAAUAUAGUACCUUAUAUUUUUUCGUUAUAAUAUUACCUCAUUUGAUUUUCAUACGUUUCCUUUUUAUAUAUACUCUUUUUGCCCCUAUAUUAUCUAGUUACAUAAUAAUAAAAAAAAACAGAAGCAAACAAAGUAAUAAUACAGAUAAUAUUAGUAGUGAUAAAGUAUAUAAUAUUGAAAGCAAUUAUGGUGACAGCAGUAUGUAUAAUAUGGAAAAUAUGAAUACUGAUUUUAUGUACAACAUUGACAAUAAUAAUAAUAAUAAAAAAAAAAAUAGUAAUAAUAAUAAUAAUGAUAUUAAAAAUAAUAAUAAAAAUAAUAACAAAAGAAACCUUAUAUAUAAAGAACAAAAAGAAAAUGAUACCAAUAAUCAAUAUGAUGAAGAAGAUUAUAAAGCUUUCAUAUUAACACGUUUAAGUAGUGAACAGUGGAAAGGUUUAAAAGAAGAAAUCAAAGAAUUUGCUAAAAUGGAAACAUAUAAUAUAUUGGUAUAUUUUCAAAAAUUUAAAAAUCAAAUAGAUAGUAAAAAAAUCAAUUUUAUGUCUACAAUAUUAAAAAAUGAAUAUACUUAUUUAAAUGAACAAAUAAAUAAUAUCAUAUUAGAUUUACGUAAAGUCGAAUUACAAUGGAAAUUUCAAAGCAAACUUGUUAACUCAUCUAAUGCAUAUAUAGAUAAAAUAAAUAAUCAAAUUGAUAUGAAUGAAGAAGAAAUUGUUGAAAGUAAAAGUAAACUUUCUUCAUUAAAGCAGUAUUUGCAAAAAGUCCAAAUGGACCCUACAAAAGAGCGGGACGAAUGA
This is a messenger RNA of Plasmodium falciparum 3D7, 5214 nucleotides long. Its product is annotated as putative TMEM238 domain-containing protein. The record is from RefSeq and is a predicted model, not a curated record. NCBI's taxonomy places the organism in Eukaryota, Apicomplexa, Aconoidasida, Haemosporida, Plasmodiidae.